Molecule: messenger RNA, 1008 nt
Organism: Thermothielavioides terrestris NRRL 8126
Lineage: Eukaryota; Fungi; Ascomycota; Sordariomycetes; Sordariales; Chaetomiaceae
Exons: 1
Coding region: 88-699 (203 amino acids)
Source: RefSeq, a predicted model, not a curated record
CCAGCUGCUUCGGAGAGGCGACCGCUAUCUGACUAGUGUACGAUAGCCGAACACAGCGCGGUUUCCCUGUGUCGUUUUCCCGACCCCAUGUGUUCCGCCCUGCUGUGGCCGGGCUCUCCGCUGUCUCCGAAGCUUCGCGAGGACUCGGAUUCCAGCUCGAAGGCGGGAGAACGAAUCUGUCCGGCAAACCUCCCGUCACUUGGCAUCAUCGUGCCCACGUCCAGGAGCGCUCUAUUUUUGGCAUCAAGAAGAUAUAUGCACUACAUAUUCCACAAGGAGCACAAGCUUGUCCCCAUCGACGCAAUACUACUGUGGCAUGUACCGAUCCUAAAGCUCACCUGCAAUGGGCUUCUCAACGCCCCUCAGUGUUCCAGCCCACCCAAGAUUCGGCUGCAGAAGCGAGGCACCGGAAGGGCAAUCUGGCAAAAUGCGCCGGUUGAAUCGUGUGCAGAUCAUAUGAUGCAGCGCGUGCGCUCCCGGGAAUGCGGUUUGCUGGUCAAUAGUAUAAUAUCAGCGCCAGCGCUUUCACUUGCAUCGGCUGCCUUCCAACGACCGUCCUGUGCGCGGGUAGUGACGGAACAGCGGCCUGUUCGGGGGCCGCUCGGAUGGGGGGCUGUUGCGUCGUCCGUCCGCGUACGGGCUGACUACCUGAGAGGCUGGAGGCAUCUGUCAUAUACUACUCCUACGUGGAGCGAGUAGACAUCGUGACUGUCACUGUGCCGGCUGAUGAAUGAUGAAUCACGUUAGGCCAGGUACCGAUUUUCUGCGCGGGAUAACCGGGCAGUAGGUGCUCUGGCUACGUUAGUGACUGCAAGCUCAGCCCUUUUCGAGCGCAAGGGACAGGCGGGCCUGCCAUGCUUGCCCUAGUUAGUGUAAGGUAGUUUUACUCCAACCAGUCCGUCGCCGAAAGCUGGGGAUAAGCGGACUCACUCGCAUUUAUGAAGCGCGGGUGCUGGCGCGCUGAUGCACAUUCUGCCCUAUACCGUCAGUACCCGAGUUCAAUGCAUG